ACUCAAAAUAAAAUGUUUGCUAUGCGGGAUCCUUAGGACGUCCCUACCCCAUUGAAGUUGAUAUUUCAACUGGUUACGGUAAGGGUUAGGGUGGGAGUUAAGGUUUCGUGUUUAUGGGCGUCCCAAGGAUACCGGAUUGCACUGACUAUAUAUUUCUGCCAGGAAGAGAGACGAAAUCAAUGCGGAAGAUAAAAGUGUGUGUCUUUGGUUAACACUGUCGACGAGAUGUGAGCUAAGGAAAGGGGUUCCCCAAAACACCAGUCAGCAAAUUGGACCGCCUGAAACGUCUCGCUUUUAUCGGACACCUAAACAGAUGAAAACCUAUUGCAGUAUUGCACAAUAUUUAAUACACUGAGACUUGGACUCAAAAAUAGUCGGCCUACUGUAUUGAGAUGGCCACGUUUGAUUGAGUGCGGUUAAAUUCAAUCGUAGCGCCGUACAAUUUUGAUAACACCGCGUCGGUUGUGAACACUCGCUCACGUUCAUCAGUCGAAUGCCGAAGGAGAGAGAGAAGAGGCGAAAGUCCUCCAAGGAGGCAGGGCUGUCUGGCGCUGGUAUUAGUGAUGGGUUCGUUAAAGAGCGCAGAACAAGCCGCAGAGCAUCUGAGCUUCGCGAUGAAAUCUGCCAGGUGAAAGAAGUAAGAUUAUCUGAGUUUAACUCCACUCAAGUGCAAACAAGUAUGAUGGAGGCGCUCCGUGUACCGCAGGUGACAAUAACCCCAGAUGGAGGCUGCUCGCGGGAGAUCCAGCAGGAGGACUGGGCUGAUGUGGAAGGCUCUCUGCGACGGAAAAUGUCAAACUCCUCGAUCUCCUCAACAGGUUCCUCCAUCAUGUUGGAAGAGUCAGAGGAUGACAUUCUGAGUGACAACGAGACAAAGAGCAAGGGAAAUAUCACUUUAGAACAUUUGUGUGAGGACACGAGUGAACAGAGCAAACCCUGGUGGAAGAUAAAGACUAUCGUCAACUGGCCUUUUGUUUCCCCACAAAGAAGAAACCUGUCUUGGGUUCAACUAGCGGGACACAAAGGUAAUUUCAAAGCUGGCGGCGAAGGCACCAUUCUGAAGAAGUUCUCUGAGAAUGAGAAGCUGUGUUUUGAGAGGCUGCAGGGAGAUGUGCUCCAGGACUUUGUACCAGGAUAUUAUGGUGUGGUGGAGAGGGAUGGGGAUCCCUUCCUACAUAUGACUGAUCUACUAGUCAACUUUGAUAGACCCAGUGUCAUGGACUGCAAGAUGGGAGUGAGGACGUAUCUGGAGGAGGAGCUGGUGCGAGCCCGAGAGCGGCCUAAGCUCCGUAGGGACCUGUUUGACAAGAUGCUGGAGGUGGACAGCGAGGCCCCCAGCCCCCAGGAGCACCUCCAGAGGGCCGUCACCAAACCCCGCUACAUGCAGUGGAGAGAGACCCUCAGCUCCACACACACACUGGGCUUCCGCAUCGAAGGCAUCAAAAAAGCUGACGGGACGUGUCAUACGGAUUUCAAGAAGACCCGGUCUAAGGAGGAUAUCACUCAGAUCUUCAGGGACUUUGCCACAAACAACACAAACAUACUAAAUUCCUACCUGAGUAAACUAGCAAAAAUUCAACAAGCCCUGAUGUCAUCUGAGUUCUUCAAGAGACACGAGGUGAUUGGGAGCUCCCUCCUCUUCAUUCAUGACCACACUGAGCGAGCUGAGGUUUGGCUCAUUGACUUCGGCAAGACUACAGCUUUACCAGAGGGACAGACUCUGGACCACUCCAUACCCUGGCAGGAGGGCAACCGAGAGGACGGAUACAUGUGGGGACUGGACAACCUGAUGAGGACACUGGGCUCUUUGACUAACAAAGGAACUAGUGAAGGAAGUAAUGAGUGCCUUUAAGCUAUGGCCACCUGGGAGGGAUGGACUACCCCAUUCCAGUAGUUAGAGGACCCUGGCAGUAAUAUACAGUCUCAAGGGUCCCCUCAAUCACAAAGUAUACAUACUGUGCAAAUCAAACUUACAGCUUACCUAUGUACUGUAUUCAGCACCACAAAUUGUAUCUCAGCGUAUUGUUGAAGCUAUUGUAGCAUGGAGAUAAGGGAUUGCGUUUUUUAAAGUAUGUCUGUGCCUUGUGAACAAACUAUACAUUUUAGGGGAAUUUUAAUGAAUGCAAAUUGAUAAACAGACACAAACCUGUGAUUGUAGUGCAUGUAUAUUCUAGAAAGCCAUACAAUACUAUCGAUGUAAGGGACAGUAUUGCAUCGAAAUCCAACCCAUUCCAUAUUCCAAGGUGUCAUUAGAUUUGAUUGAUUUCAGUUUUUGAUAAUCAAGCAUGUUCUAUUUUAUUUUUUCAAACUUUAUUGAAGACAUUAGGCAUACUGUAUUCUAAUACAGUUACAUACACCAGUGCGUCUUUAGGAUCAUCUCAUUAUCAUGACGAAGGAUGAAUGAAAAAUGAAUCACGCAAGUAUUGUAGCAAGUAUUACAUUAUGACAGUCCAUGAGACUAACCUCAGUAAAACACUAUUGCCUUGUCCCAAUGAGUUAGAAAUGGUUGUGUAUUGGGAUUUCUUUCAUAUGUACAGGUAAAAAUAUGUCUUGCUGUAUUAUAAAACACAAAGGGGAGAAAUAUUUCUUCAUUUAUUUGGGGUAGAAGUAUACAAGAACAAGUAUAUUGCAUAGUUUCUAGUCUUUGUUCUUCUGUGUAGAGGCACUCAACUUUAGAUCUGUGGAAUUUAAGCCUUGACACAAUAUUCAAAGGAAAACAUGUGAACUAAAAUGCAAUUAUUUUCACAGACAAACAUUUUUUAGGAGAUUGUACCUUACCAGGUAGAAUCAGAAUAGGGGGUUUUCACCGUAAUAUAUAGGCUCCUAUGGAUCCUAAAAGAAACACAAUCCCUCAAGGUCUCAGCAGAUUUACAAAUCAUGAGUAAUAGUGAAGUUGUCAAGAGCUUGACAAGACUUGUCCACCUUUAGGCUACAGUCAGAAAUAUCGUCAGACUUUGAGGUGGCUACAAAGUGCAUCAUGGAGCCAUGGAACAUUAUCGUGACCUACCACUAUUGUAACCAGUAUGCUUUAUUUCAGUGUAAUAAGCUUACAUGUAUAUCAGCAACCGUACAGCUUUAACAACAGCUCAUAACAAUAGUAAAUGUUAUCUUGUGUCAUAAAUACUGAGAAAUAAAAAAGUAAACGGCAAGCAAGCCCUCUACUGAAAUACACACACAAACUGUUAGGUAUUUCAUGAGCGUGCUGCCCCCUGUUGAGUGUAAGAUGUACUGUAGAGUACUACAUCACAAACACUAACUAGUGCUCUGGCAGACCCAAUGGCAGUGAUCAACUACAAGACACUUAAACUUAUACAAAAACACGUUAUAAAUUAAGUAUAACUGCUACAAAUGUAAUGAGUUAGUACAGUUUAAAUUCCAAUGUCAAAUAAUAACAUUUCAUCUUUUGGUGUAGCCAAGGUGAAAGUUAGUAGUAUUAAAAUGUUCCGUGUUGGAACAAGAUGGAUAAAUUACAGAGG
This is a messenger RNA of Salvelinus namaycush (lake trout), 3476 nucleotides long. RefSeq names its product inositol-trisphosphate 3-kinase A-like. Gene Ontology annotation, cellular component: nucleus; cytoplasm. Bases 494 to 1852 code for a protein of 452 amino acids. The transcript has 7 exons. The record is from RefSeq and is a predicted model, not a curated record. Gene Ontology annotation, biological process: inositol phosphate biosynthetic process. Gene Ontology annotation, molecular function: inositol-1,4,5-trisphosphate 3-kinase activity; inositol tetrakisphosphate kinase activity. Lineage: Eukaryota; Metazoa; Chordata; Actinopteri; Salmoniformes; Salmonidae.